AUGUUUCAAGUAUACGAACACUCGCCACCCCUGCAGCUGUACGUCAAUGACGGGCAGGGUUCGCCUUAUCGAGGAGACGCAAAGGACGAGAUCUGCGGGGUAGAUGGCGGGCUCCUACCUGGCGGUACUGGUCGGCAGCCCAACUUUCUGCAGAAGCUGUUCGACUUCCUUGCCCUUGAUCCACACCCAUGCCCCGAUGUCAUCUACUGGGCCGCAGACUCGAAGCAGCUUGUGAUUGCCCGUCCCGACGAGCUCGCAAAGACCGUACUGCCGAAGCUAUUCAAGCAUGACAAGAUAUCGUCGUUCGGACGUCAGCUCAAUAUCUACGGCUUCGCGAGAGUCUAUCCCGGCAGGCAGUUCAAAGAUGGCAUGGGAAACAUUCUGGAUGCAUCGGUCUGGGCUCACCCCACCCUUCACCGCCUCUCCACCACAACCGACAUCGCUGCUGUCAAACGCCGCGCCGCUCCCAAGCUCUUCCGUACUCGUCGUCUUGCCAAUGGCCAGGUUGUCCGAACGAGAGCGGGGCCUGAGGUCGAGCGCAAGUUCCGAGAGAUCAAAGAAGACAUGGCUAUGGAGAGGCGGUCCAAGCAUGGCUGGGGAGGAGAAGCUCGGCCGAGUCAGAUCGCGUCCUACGCCUCCAGCACGCCGAUGGUGAUCGACUAUGAUGGACAGCGGGCGAACGAAAUGAGCCAAAGCCCGGCGGACGUCUUCGAGUGGAGCUCGAGCAGCGGUACGAGCUGGGGGAACGUGCCGAUGUUGCCGGUCGAGCAGGGGUUCGAGGGGGAUGGCCAGGUCUAUGGAGAUUUUUCGCCAUCAUACGAGUCGCAACGAGCAGAUCCCUAUCGUCAACAACUAUCAAGCAUCACCGAAGGCGUUCCGAUGGCGCCACACAUCCAUACGUCCCCCGUGCCUGCCCAGCGUGCCUUGCAGUCUGCCCGUCAGUUCCCGCCCAGCUUCAAUGCUCACCUCGCUUCUACCGAAGUCACGAUGAACGUCCAGCACCUGCACGCAGGUACACACAUCGUCCAGCGCAUCGCCGCCCCCGCCGCCCAGAACCCCUUCGCCGUCCCGCAUUCCCUCGACCACAAUCAUCACUCGUCCCCUAUCGACAUCCGCGCCCCGACUCCCAACCACCAGCCGAUCGGGUCUUCUCCGCUCUCAUUCACCGGCCCCUCCUCGCAUGCCGACCCCUACGCCGUAUCUCCCGACACUACUCCGCCCAGUGGGUUCGCAUCGCGCGAGCUCUCUGUGUAUCCCGAUAUUCAGAGCUGGGAGCGGACCGGUGUUAUAGAUCCUCGAUGGGUCAGUCCGAAGGGCACAUACGUCUUCAAUACCCCGGCGCAGACUCCGCGGGCGGGCAGCCCCAUGAUGGUCUCGAGCUAUCUGGUGGGAGAGGGGGAAUCGCAGAGUUGGGGUGCGCCCUCCAGCUUGUCGCUGACGAGCGGGGUGAGGGACAGUGGUGGUGCGUGGGGUCCGGCGGGUGCGAUGCCACCUACGUACCUUCCUGCGCAACACUUUGAUAUGAGCAUGUGA
Dioszegia hungarica is the source of this 1533-nucleotide messenger RNA. Its product is annotated as HSF-type DNA-binding-domain-containing protein. Gene Ontology annotation, molecular function: sequence-specific DNA binding; DNA-binding transcription factor activity. The transcript is spliced from 6 exons. The coding region runs from base 1 to 1533 and encodes 510 amino acids. Gene Ontology annotation, biological process: regulation of DNA-templated transcription. The record is from RefSeq and is a predicted model, not a curated record. Lineage: Eukaryota; Fungi; Basidiomycota; Tremellomycetes; Tremellales; Bulleribasidiaceae.